AUCCAGCAGAGCCAUUUGUCCUUUAUAAGAGGGCAAAUAGUGGAGGGCUGCAGGAAGCCAAGCAGAACCCUAAAGUGCUAAUGCAGAGAGGAGAGACAGAAGAGAUAAGAGGCUGAAGAGAGUUAACAUCAGCCUCCAAGUUAGCUUCCAAUUCUUGGAGAAACUCUUAGAGGGAGACUGAUAAAUCAUGAAGUUAAUUGCUAUCCUUUUCCUUUGUUCCACGCUGCUAACAAGUUUAGCCCAAGGGGACCAACAGCAAGAAUUUGUCUGCAAUGAUGAGGAUUUACUUAAGGCUGUGGAUGCAGCUCUGACGAAAUACAAUGAUGGAAGCAAAAGUGACAACCAGUUUGUAUUGUACCGCAUAACUGAAGGCAAUAAGACGGAAGACCAUGACGUAUUUUAUUCUGUCAAGUAUGAAGUGAAGGAAGGCAACUGUCCUGUUCAAAGUGGCAUACCCUGGCAGUUGUGUGACUACAAAGAACCUGAGCAAGCUGCCACAGGAGAAUGCACGGCCACCAUAAGGAAGAGGCAUCGGGAUAGGGAUUUCUCCGUGACAACCCAGACCUGCCACGUUACUCCAGCCAAGGGCCCUGUGGUGACCUCCGAGUAUGAAUGCCAUGGCUGUGUGUACCCCAUAACAACAGUCCCCCAUGACUUGGACCCUGUUCUGAGACAUGCCAUUCAACAUUUUAACAACCACACUGAUCAUUCCCACCUCUUUGCUGUGAAAGAAGUAAAAAAGGCACAGAGACAGAUGGAGUCCGGAUGGAACUAUGAAGUUACUUACUUAAUUGAGCAAACUAAUUGUUCCAAGGAGAAUUUUAAAGUCUUAACCCGAGACUGCAAGGCCCUUCUCAAAGGUAAUACCGGUAAAUGUACAGAUCUUGCACACGUGGAUCCUCAGCUAAGAAUUACUUCAUUCUCACAGAAGUGUAGGUUUUUAUCAGCGGAGGAUUUUUUCAUUGGUUGCCCUGGCUGCCCAUCAGAGAUACCUGUCGACAGCCAAGAUGUGAAGAGGGUUCUGUCUCAUUCCAUUACAAAAUUUAAUGCAGAGAAUAAUGCAGCUUUCUAUUUCAAGAUUGACAUUGUGCACAGAGCAACAUCACAGGUGAUAGCUGGAUUCAAAUAUUCCGUUGAGUUCACGGCCAGGGAAACCACAUGUUCCAAGGAAAGUAAUAAAGAGUUGACCGAAAGUUGCGAGACCAAUAAACUUGGAAAAACUCUAAGAUGCACUGCUGAUGUUUACUAUCUGGUAGGUGAGAAGAAGAGAAUUGAAACUACUGUCAAAUGUCAAUCACCAGGAAAGAAGCAACUAAGGCCUUGCGUGUACAAGGGCCAACCUCGGGACGCAGGAGCAAUGCCAACAUUUGAGGGUGAGGCCUCUUGAGCAGUGGGCAGGAUCCGCAGGCCUGGCACAAUAGCCCCAGCAACCUGUCAGCAGUCCUGAAUGGAAGGACAAGAAGAUGGGAGAGAAUGUCAAUAGAGAAGAAUGCCAUUUUAUCAUUCUGGUUCUGGGUGAAAUAAAGUUUGAUCUGCAUGUUCUCA
Molecule: messenger RNA, 1545 nt
Organism: Pipistrellus kuhlii (Kuhl's pipistrelle)
Lineage: Eukaryota; Metazoa; Chordata; Mammalia; Chiroptera; Vespertilionidae
Product: kininogen-1
Exons: 10
Coding region: 188-1387 (399 amino acids)
Biological process (GO): negative regulation of endopeptidase activity
Cellular component (GO): extracellular region
Molecular function (GO): cysteine-type endopeptidase inhibitor activity
Source: RefSeq, a predicted model, not a curated record